CGUACGGUAACUUUCAAGCGAGGUGGAUCGUUUUAGCGCGGUUAGUAGAGACUCCAAACGGCAUGGAUAGAUGAACUUUUAUUAUUUUUGUGUACCUCUACCUGCCUCUGCGUACUACCACACAUUUUAGUGCGAACACCAACCAACCAACAACCAAUCAGCCAGCCAGCAAGCAAGCCAAAACACCACCAAACACCUCGUUCGCCCCCACAAAGCAACAGUAAAUAUACGCGUGUAUGUAUUCAUGUGUACACACACACACAUUCGAAAUAGAAAAUACCACAGCAGGAGCAGUAGUUGGUACAUACAAACAGCGCAUGAAUAUAAAAUAAUUACGUACAUAUAUAUAUUAGGUACAUAUGUAGUACAUACACGCUCGCCAGUUGUGUAGUGACCUGACAGCCUCAAAAGCAGCGUGCGAGCUCAUCGAGAGCGGUCAACAGCAACAGCAAAUAGUAGAAAAGUAGCAAAAAUUUACAAAUUGGGUGUAGAGUUUUUCGGCUAACGAGCGUGUUAUAAAAAAGUGGAAUUUAUGAAAAGAAUUCACAACAACGUCAAGCAAAACGGUGUUAUAAGUAAAUCAGAAGCAAGCAUAAACUAAAAUAUUGCAAAAGCUAAUCGCGUUUAAUACAAACUGACGGUCCGCUCACGCGUUGAAAAUAUCGAAAGCAGCGAAAUAAUAUACAUACUUGUAUGUGUGUGUGUAAUAAAAAGGUACAAAUUGUUUCAUUAAAUGUGCAAAAAGAAUCUCGAAAAUUAAUUAAAAAAAUUUUCAAAUACACAAGUGUUUGAAGUGGCAAGUAAUUGUAUGAAAUAGUAAAUACAUACACAUAAAAUAAGGUUUAUAAAAAAUUGUUACACAUGCCACAGAACGAGUCUUACACUGGUAGAAAGUGUUGAAAAAGCCUAAACAAAUAUAUUAAAAAUCAUAUGCAAAUAUAAACAAAAGCUAAACACGACAAUUUAUUUGUGAAAAGCAAAAACAACUCGUUUUAGAAAUAAUUUAUAAAGAAAAUAAUUUUGUUAAUGGAAACUUACUAGUGACAAACAAAAAGUAUUAGUGACAAAAUAAAUUUUAACAAAAACUAAAAAAAAACAUAGUGACGAAUUAAGUUCUAGCAAUAAAAACCAAUUCCACAAUUGUGAGCAAUAAAAAAUAAAUGAAAGACGGGCUGAAAAAUAGAAACAAAAAUUUUGUGAAAAGUGCUUUUUUAUGAAGAAUUACUGAAAAAACUCGCUUGUUUAGUGAAGUAAAAAGUGUUGAAAAGUGCAAAUUUAUUAAUAAUUUUUUUUUAAAUUCUAAAAUAAAUAUACUACACUUGUAUGACUUAAAGUACCAACUAAACGGGAAAGUGACAUGAGAAAAGCUGGAGAAAGAAUAUUUUGAAAAUUGUAAGCAUAAUUUUUACAAUAACUAAAGAUAGAUAAUGUAUAAACCUAUUUAAACAGCUGAAAUAAAAAAAUUUAAAGCAAGUUUGCGUCUGUAAAAGCCAAUACGCCAGUGGCAAAACAUAAAAUUAAAGUGUAUGUGCUUAGUAACAAAUUAAAUUUUAGUAAAAAAACAACCAAUUUUAAUUAUUUACACGGUUUCGUGCUGUACUCAUAUAUUUUUGUGCAAAAUUGUCGCCAACGUCGACCAUAAAAUGUUUGAUCCAUUUGUUAAAAUCAAGAAAAAGCGAAAUCUAAAUGUUGUUGAUAUCUUAGACAGUGUCGCGGGUGAACUGGAGCUGGCCAUCGCGCCGCCAGAGCAGGCGGUCAUUGAGCAGGUUAUUGCUGAAGACGCAGUGGUGGUGGAAGAAGCGGAACAACAACCGCAACAACAACAGCAACAGCAGCAAGUGAAGCAACAAUUGUUGCACACCAACAGAGAGCAGCGAGUGCAACAACCGCUAGAACAGCAGCAGCAACAACAACAACAGGAUCUAGAGCCGAAUGCCAAUUGUUACUGUGUAAGUGGUGCAGCAUUAAUUGGUGCAGGAGCAACAGCUGCAGGCGCAAGCGCAAGCGCCAACACCGUAGCUAGCCCCGCAAUAUCGCCCACAACCACAGGCACCGUUGCCACAAUAGCAGCAGCCGCCUCGUCCGCUGCAUCGCCACUCUUGGAGGCAAUUGCUAGCAGCAGCAGCAGCAGCAGUAGUAGUAGUAACAGUAGUGGCAGCAGCAGUUGCAACAACAAUAACAGUAGCAGUAGUGUUAGCGGUAAUAACAGUUCCCAAGUGAGUGGCAGCAGUGUGAGCCGUCAAUUGGCUAGCAGUAGCAGUGGUAGCAGCAACAGCAAUUGCAGCCGCCUGCAACAGUUGAUAUCGACGCCGCCAGUGGCAUUGCGCGGUUUAUCGUCCUACUGCAGCGGCGAUUUGCAGCCGUCAGCACAACAACACCAGCCAACGCUAGGUCAGCAACACGCGGCACAAUCGGCGGCCGCUGUGCCCACAUUGCCUCAAUUACAGUUGCAAUUGCAGCAGCCAACGCUGCAUCAGCAGCAGCAGCAGCAACAAGCGCCUUCGGUGUUGCAGCAGCAUUUGGGUCACCUAAAUUUCGAAAGUGGAGCAUCGAAUGUGAGCGCCAGCAGUGGUAGCGGCAGUAGCAACAACAACAACAAUUGUAGUAGCAGCAGCAGCAGCAACCUGCGAAGUAGCACAACAACGUUGCAGCGACACUUGGCCUCGCCAAGCAACAUUCUCCAGGAAGCGUUCAGCAAUAAUUUGCACAGAAUUUUAAAGCGUUCACAUAGUUCCUCAACGUUGGCGUCCAACAAUAACAAUAAUCCGAGCAGUAAUUCCAUUUCUUCCUCGCCAGCGUCGCCGCCAUCCUCUUCUGCGAUCUCAAAUUCCAAUUUUGCCGGCACGCCCACUUCACUAUUUGCCAGUAUUUACGGUAGCAACAAUAGUAGUAGCAGCAACAGCAGCAGCAGCAGCAGUAACAACAACAACAACAAUAGCCACCAAAAUCACCACCACUUGAAUAACAGUAUAAUUGCCAGUCGUCUUUUCGGCAGCAACAGUAACAGUAAUAACAACAACAACAACAACAACCAACCCAACCAGCAACCCAACAAUCUGAAUCAGAAUAACCACAGCCACCUCCAACAACAACUCACAGCGCCAAGCAGCAGCAGCACAGCGGCCGCAGCGGCAGCCACAUCAAGCGCCGCCGCUAGUGUCUCAUCCACCCCGCAGCAGCAGCACACUAACAAUAGCAACAGCCACCAACAUCGCCUGCCGCAACAUAGCCACCACCGAGACCAUCAUUCCGCUCUUACCAAUUCGAUAACGAACCGUAUCAACCAAUCCAUCAGGCGGCACUUGAAUCAGCAGCAGCAGCAGCAACAACAUCACCACUUACAACAGUACAAUCAGCAAGUGAUAAAUAAUAAUACAACAAAUAACCACCGAAUACAACAACAACAGCAACAGCCUAUUCCUCAACACGCACGUUUCCCACAACAACAACAACAACAAAAUAAUCAUCAUUUACAACAUCACUUGCAACAAUCAAACCAUCAACAACAGCAUCAUCAAAACAGUGGCAGCAGCAGCAGCAACAACCAACAACUGCAGCAUCACCAACACCAUCAUCAUCAUCACCAGCACCAGCAGAACCAUCAUCAAAACCAACAACAGCAACAACAAUCUCCUCUGUGCCUAGUAUUAUUAGUUAAAUGUCCGAAUUCUAAGGAAUUUUGUAACGCCGCCGCCGCCAACGCCGUCGCUGCAGCCGCACAUUUCUGUGAUAAUAAAAGAUUGCCGGUGAACGAAUGUCAGGCAAUUCAAGCCGCUAGAGUGACAUCUAACCUGAGCGCAUCGAGUAGUACAAUGGCGGUCAGUCGAGUACCAUCGCCACCUCUGCAGGAAGUAAAUACGCCCGUAGCCGAAAAUUGGUGUUACACACAGGUGAAAGUGGUGAAAUUCAGUUAUAUGUGGACCAUAAAUAACUUUAGUUUUUGUCGCGAGGAAAUGGGUGAGGUACUGAAAUCGUCCACAUUCUCUGCCGGUGCUAGUGAUAAACUGAAAUGGUGUUUACGCGUCAAUCCAAAAGGUCUCGAUGAGGAAAGCAAAGACUACCUGUCGUUAUAUUUAUUAUUAGUUUCGUGUAAUAAAUCAGAAGUUAGAGCCAAAUUUAAAUUUUCCAUACUGAAUGCGAAAAGGGAAGAAACCAAAGCCAUGGAAUCGCAGAGAGCUUACCGUUUUGUACAAGGCAAAGAUUGGGGCUUCAAAAAGUUCAUAAGACGAGAUUUUCUAUUAGAUGAGGCCAACGGUCUGCUGCCUGAGGACAAAUUAACCAUAUUCUGUGAAGUUAGCGUUGUAGCUGAUAGUGUGAAUAUCUCUGGUCAAUCAAAUAUUGUACAAUUCAAAGUACCCGAAUGUCGAUUAUCUGAGGAUUUGGGUGCAUUAUUUGAUAAUGAGAAAUUCAGUGAUGUUACGUUGGCGGUGGCCGGACGGGAAUUUCAAGCGCAUAAAGCUAUUUUGGCAGCACGUAGUGAAGUCUUUAAUGCUAUGUUCGAGCACGAAAUGGAGGAACGCAAAUUAAAUCGUGUCGAUAUACACGACGUCGAUCACGAAGUCCUGCGCGAAAUGCUGCGUUUCAUCUACACAGGCAAAGCGCCAAAUUUAGAAAAAAUGGCAGAUGAUCUCCUAGCUGCUGCUGAUAAGUAUGCCCUCGAAAAGCUGAAAGUGAUGUGUGAAGAGGCGCUUUGCCUUAAUCUCUCCGUGGAAACCGCAGCGGAAACUUUAAUAUUAGCCGAUCUCCAUAGUGCGGACCAGUUGAAAGCACAAACCAUAGAUUUCAUAAAUACUCACGCCACCGAUGUGAUGGAAACGGCCGGCUGGCAGAGUAUGAUCGCGACACAUUCACACUUGAUUGCGGAGGCAUUUCGUGCGCUUGCCACACAACAAAUCCCACCAAUUGGACCACCAAGGAAGCGUGUAAAAAUGAGCUGAAAUCGCAAUGGUGCAUACAAUAAUAUAUUUAAUUAUAAUAACAAAUACAACAACAACAAAUACAGUAACAACAACAAUACAUAUAAUCACAACAACAACAACAACAACAUAAUUUUAAUUAUAAAAUAAACCGUAACAACAAAAACAAUAGUAAAAACAAACGGAGCAGCAGCAACAGCAACGUAAAAUCCAGCAACAACAACAACCAGAAUACGUACCGACACCAGAAAUGUUCCCAGCGAAUGCAAAACAGCAACAAGAACAGCAGUGGAGGACGUCAACUCAGUUUAGAAAUCAUCAGAUGCAACUCUCACAGCUAUAAGCAACCACUAAUAUCCAAGCAGGGCUCUACAAUGCCGUACAACAGCAAAAACAAUUGCGUAACUUACGGCUUUUCAAGGACACAACGUGGGCGAGCCUCUAAGAGCAAUAUUUUGGUGGCAUGCAAGCUGGUAAACAACAACAAACAGUUCGGAAGUAAUCACAGCAAUUACAACAACAGCAGCAACAUGAUAUUUGAUGUGAUAAUGAAAAGUGGGAAAAAUAGCAACAGUAAUAAGUAUAACAAUUGCAGCAGCAACAAAAGCAUUGACAGUUAUAGCCAUCGGAAUAUUGUGUGCCGCCAGCUCCGGUCGUGGCCAUGCGUUGCUUAUGCUGGCGCGCAACAGCUGGUGCAGGCGGAAAAACGCAUUUCACAAAUAUUUGCAGUUUCAAAGCAGCUUUACGCAGUCACCGCAAUGCAGGCAAGCAGGCGCAUCCAGCUAUUGUUAUAUGCAGCUAUAGCGAUGCUAACAACAACAAUAAAAGCAAGCAUCUUCACUUUAGCUGCUAAGGCAGCUGUUGCAGUGUGCAUACACGCCAAUUUCAUAUACAGCCAUGAACAUAUAAAUGAGUAUAGGCACUCUCGCCCGCUUUGCUUAGUGAAUUAGCAACAAUAAUUUUAUUUUUAUUUUUAUGAAAUACACAAUUAAAUAUUUCAAUUGAAAUUAUAUACGAAGAAAAGGUAGUGCUAGCAAGGCGAAAGCAAAAAUACACAUGGAAAGCAUUAAAUUAAAUUAACAGUGUGCCGGCAAAGUUGUUGUACAACUACUUAUUGGCUUUUUGUGCGCAGUUUGUAUUUACGUUUUGCUGUUGUAUCCAUGCGUAAUGUUGUUGAACUAUUUCCUGUCGAAGAUAAGUGUUUUCAAACGCUUCAAUAUUUAAAUUUUGCUAAAAAUCAUUUUUGAAAUCGUACUUUUUCAAAGGCAGGCACCUAAAAUUCAAAAUAAACACAAAUUUUUUUCAAAAAAUAAUCAUUAACAAUCUUUACUUAUACUUUAAUUAUGCAACCAUUUGUAAUUUGUUUUGAGCCAGCAACAACAACCACACCAAUUAAAGCUACAACUAAAACAGAAAAUUGGAAAUUUCUGUGAAAUUUAUCCAAAGCGUGCACUUACUUAUGUUUUAAGCGUGGCUGCAGCCACAACAACAACACAUUCGACAUUCGUAUAACAGUAUAUAACCAAGAAAAUGUAAAUCGCUUAACUGUUUGCUUUAAAAAACUAGUUUCCACUAUUUUUAAUCUUGACUUGAUGAUACUUUAGAAAAUUGAACAAAAUUACCAAAACACACAAACAAAAAUUAUGAAUCCAAAAAACGAACGAAUUGAUGAGUAUGUGUAUAAAACAAAAUUUUUUGUAAAAUCGAUGUAAACUUCUUGAGCUUUUCUUCUCUAUUUUUAUUUUUAAUUUUAAUUUUAAUUAUGCUUUAUGGAAAUAAUAGUGUUUACGAAAAACCAAAACCACGAAAAAAUGCUUUUGAUGUGCAUAUAAGUAUAAAACGCAAAAAAAUAAAUUAAUUUAUAUUAUAUUUAACAUUAAAUGCGAAAGUAAAUGAUAAAUAAAAUUAUAAAAUAAAAAUGUAUGUACGCACGGCAAAAGCAUGAAAUGCGCAAACAAAAAACAAAAAAUCAAAAAGCAUUUUUUUUUUAAUUUUUCACACAGUCUUUUUUUUUUUAGUUUUUCCCCCUACUAUUUUUCGAAAUUCGAUUUAUAUGUUGUUAAUUGGCGUAAACUCGUGCGUAUAUAUGUGUGUUUUCAAAAGGGCAAAAGGCCGAAAAAUGUUUUAUAACUGUAUAGAAAGUGUUGGGCGGGUAGAGGGGUGCACAAAUUUUGAGAUUGAAUGUGUAAAUGUAGGAAUAAUGAAAAUAAUUAAUGCCGGAGCAUAUGAAAUGCUUACAAUUGCACAUGGGAGGUCAGGCAGUUUCCCACACUCUCUCUCUCUCUCUUGCAUAAAUGCUUUUGGACGAAAGAAGCUAAAUUUAUGUGAAAUGCUUUUACUUUUCUUACGUGGCAGGAUUCAAAAGCUCAGAGGGAGUUCAUAUUUUUGUAGUGAAAUGUAUUUUUCAUAGUUUCUCUUUGUUAACUGUCUAAAAAUUUAAAUUUUUUUCCAAAUAGUGACAAGUAUAAAAAAGUAUAACCAUCAUUUUUUUAAAUGCGCUUUUUUAAAAAAGGAAUAAAACAUGUUUUCUUCUUACACAAUUGUACGAAAACCUUAUGAAUAUACAAAAUUAAAACUCAAUAUCAUAAUUGUUACAUGGGAGCAUUUGUUUAUUGUUAUAAAUAUUUUUUUGUGCGAGGUAUUUUUUUGUUUAUUUUUUGUGUUUGUGUGCUUUUAUUAAUAUUUUUGUGCUUUUUUUGCUAGCUUUAAUUAUUUUUCCCCAUUUUAAUAUAAUUUUAUUUUAUAUAUUUUUCUUAUUUGAAUACUUUCUAUUAAAUUUUUGUUUAUUUAAACUCAAAUUUACUUCCCCCAAGCGCCACAAAUCUUCUGCAUUCCCUAAAAAAAAGUUACAAAAAGCAAAAUUAAACACAACAACAACCAACACAUUGAUCGAAAUGCCUUAUUCUCCACAACUCGAACUAAAUAUUUAUAUAUUUUAUGUAUGUUAGUUUGCAAAUUGUGAUGUAUUUUUAUGGAUGUAAUGAAAUAAAUUAAUUAAUAAAGAGAAGCAGCCAAGAGAAAUGAAACAAAAGUGAAAAACGAGAAUUUUUGUUGGAGAAGUAAACACAAAAUUUUUUGGUUAACAAAAAAAUAUCGAAAUCGAAGAAUAAAAGUACAGUAAAUAAAACAACAACAAAGUGAUAUAAAUGUGUAGGCAAUCUUUUUCAUAAAACAAACAAUAACAACAAGUAAAUCCAAAAAAAAGCUAAACAUCUAGUUUAGUGUUAUAAGCAUUUUGUAAAUUCGAUUGAAAGCGUGCAAAAUAAAGAUGAACUCAUAAAGAAUUGGAAAUAUGAAUUUAAAGUGAUUUGCACAAAAAAAAAAACAAUUAUAGUAUGUGUAAAAUGUUGCAAAAUUUAAAAUAACACUUCUUAGCAAUUCAUUCAAAUCUUCAAAAGUGUUUGUUAUAAAUUCAGAAAAGUGUUUUUUUUUUAAUUUCAGUAAUUACAUUAUUAGAAAAAAUAAAUAUAUAUUUUGAAAGCACAUUCAAUAUUAAAAAGUAAUAAAAAAUAGUUUCUUUCACACAAGAAAAUAGGUUUUAAUUAAGAAGCUCGUUAGUAUUGAAAUUUUGAAGCUGGAUGUUAGAAUUGAAAAAAAAAAACUAAAUUUUGUCAAGCAUAAAAUUUUCAAUAUUUUUAAUGCUUUUAAUGAAGAGAAUUUUUUUAGUAAUAAUUGCCUAAAAAUAAAAAUAAAAAGAAAAAAUUAAGUUAUUCACUUUUGUUUAUAAAUUUAGUAUUUAUUAUUAUUUUUUUUUGUUUGGACUAAAACAUUUAUUAAUUACUAAUUAUUAAUAUUUUUGGUUUAAUUUAAAUUAACUUUUGUUAUUAAAUAUUUAUAUAUUUAUGCAUAUAAUUUUUUGUUUAAUUUAAAUUAUUAUUUUUUUUUAUCAAUUUUCCUUAUUUACGAUACACAUAUAAAUCUUAAUAAGCACCACCAGAACCAAUCAACAAUACUUAUGAAACCAAAAUCAGAAACAAAUAAAUUUUUAAGCAUAAAAAGUUCUUGUAGCGGAAAAAGGAAUUUUUAGAAAUUACAAUAGAAAAAUUAUAAACAAAAAAAUAAUAAUUUUUUAGCGUUGAAUUAAAUGUGUGUGCGCCGGUAACGGUUUUUUCCACUUGACAUAUAGUAGCGAAACAGAAAAACAAAAACGAAAAUUUGCAUGCUAGUUAUAAACCAAUAGAAAUUUCGCGAAAAUAAUUCAAAACAUAGAGAACAAAAGCAUAUUGAAAAUUAGUACAGACAAAAGUAAAAGAUGAAAAUGUUGCAAACACGUAAGAGCGGCAAAGAGAGUAUAAGUAAACUGACAUUAAAGCGUGAUUAAAUAUAAAGAAAAAUUUAAAAGUAAAUAAAAUUUGCUAAAACAAAACAAAAACAAAAGGAACAAACACACACACGUUGUUGUUAUGUAAAAAUGGUAUUUUUAAAUGCUCUACAAUAAAAACAAAAAUUAACAAAUAAUAAUAUUAAGUAAAAUAUGGAAAAAAAUAAAAAAGUGAAAAAUAACAAAAUAACAACUCAAAAAUAAACUUUGCAAAGAGAAAACAAACAUUACAACUUUAAAUUUACUACAAAAAUUAUUGCAAAAAAUUACAAAUUUAAAUUUUAACUGUAAAAAUGGGCAGUGUAAGGGAAAAUUGUGAAAACGCAUAAUACACAAUGCAACAUUUAUAAUUUUUUCUGUCUACAUUUAAUUAAAUUUAAGUAAUUUUAUGUUUAUUAUUAAAUAUAAUUUUAUUAAUAUUAUUAUAAAUUCAUUAUUAUUAUUAUUUACUACUACUAUUAUGUUAUAACUAGUUUUAAUUAUGGAUAAGUGAAUAUAUGAAAUAAAUUUGCUGCAAUUCAAUAUUUUUCGCUCUUUUUUACACUCUGAAAUUUCACAACCGAAUUAAUUUCCGUUUUAAUUGCUACAGAAUUUCGUUUAACUUUGUUUAAUCAACAUGAAUUAAUUUUUAAUAAAUUAAAUUAAAUUAAUUUGUUAAUCAACCAUAAUUUUACUUUUGCCUUCUUAUAUUUUCUCUUUAUCUUAACCCCUUCGACUUAUUUUUUGCGUUCAAUUUCUACUAAAUCACUUUAGUUGUUAAAAUAUGCAGAAAUGUCAAAGUUAAAAUUAAGUGAAAAAGAGACCACCAUUUAAAUGUUAAUGAAACACAGUUGAUAACACUAUUAAUGAUAAAUUUAAUUAAUAAUUAAUAAGUAAAAAUAUGCAGAAUUUUAAAUAAAAAUUAUUAACACAUAGCACUUGUAAUUAUAUGUAAUUUGUAGUUGUACGCACAUUCUGCGCCCGAAACUCAUAAAAUUUUAAUUUUAGUUUUUAAAUUUUGUUUGUAGCUCUAUUUUUGUUUCUAAUUUUAAGCAAAGUAAUUUAAUUCUUUUUGUUUGUUUGUUGUAAUGCAUAUUUUUUGAAUUUGCUUCGCAUAGUGUAAGCCAGGGAAAAGCUGCAAAAAUAAUAAAAACACAAAAAAUAAACAAAAAAGCAAAAAACAAAUAUUAGCAAAAAAUAACUGAACAAGGAAAAAAGCAGCUGACAGAACAAGGCAAUCAAGCAGCCUUGCAAGCAAGAAAAUUUAAAGAACUGCAUUAUUAUCCCGUGAGAAAUCAAGGCAAAAAUGCGCAAUUUGCUUUGCGUGGUUCUGUGUAUUUUGUUACGAAAUUGCAAAAACAACAAAACACAUCAAGUAAAGAAUUAUAAGCUCGUGCGUUAUUUUCAAAUAAUUAACAUUGAGAGUAUGUAUGUGAAUAUGUAAUUCAGCGUGCUGAUGCUGCGCUGGAACAACAACAUAGAAAUCAAGGCGUCAACAACAAAGCAAGUAAAUACAAAACAAAGUGAAACAAACAUUAAAGUAAGCGUAAAUUUAAAAUUAUUUAUAGUUAAGCAAUUAAUUAAAGUACUAUUACAACAACAACAAUACAAUACAAUUAUAAUAUAAUUACAAAUAUAAAGUAAAUUGAACACAGACAAAAAAACAAAUCUUAA
Molecule: messenger RNA, 10890 nt
Organism: Bactrocera neohumeralis
Lineage: Eukaryota; Metazoa; Arthropoda; Insecta; Diptera; Tephritidae
Gene: rdx
Product: protein roadkill
Exons: 8
Coding region: 1644-4937 (1097 amino acids)
Biological process (GO): proteasome-mediated ubiquitin-dependent protein catabolic process; regulation of proteolysis
Cellular component (GO): nucleus; cytoplasm
Molecular function (GO): ubiquitin protein ligase binding
Source: RefSeq, a predicted model, not a curated record